Dama dama (fallow deer) is the source of this 874-nucleotide messenger RNA. It is a transcript of the gene MALSU1, whose product is annotated as mitochondrial assembly of ribosomal large subunit 1. The record is from RefSeq and is a predicted model, not a curated record. Gene Ontology annotation, molecular function: ribosomal large subunit binding. Gene Ontology annotation, cellular component: mitochondrion. The coding region runs from base 37 to 663 and encodes 208 amino acids. NCBI's taxonomy places the organism in Eukaryota, Metazoa, Chordata, Mammalia, Artiodactyla, Cervidae. Gene Ontology annotation, biological process: negative regulation of ribosome biogenesis; negative regulation of translation. The transcript is spliced from 4 exons.
UUAAGCCCCGCCCUGUGAGUCGACGCAAAGCCGACGAUGGGGCCUGGCAGUUUUGUGGCGCUGCGGCUCGGGGCGCUGAUGUGCUGCAGGGCCGUUUUCCCCCGCGCUUCGCCCGCGGCUGGUGCCGGGGGUCGGCUUCGGCUGCUGGCCGUGGGAACGCCUACGGCGAGGGCAACACUCAGCAGGGCCUCCCUGGCCUCGGACCGAGCGCGCGGCCUGCACGGCGGGCCAGGCCUGGAGGAGCAGGCGGAGGGGACAGCCGGCGAGGGACUCCCGGAGUCUGGCACCGCAGAUCACGCUGGUCCCAAGUUUGACAUCGAUAUGCUGGUUUCACUUCUGAGGCAAGAAAAUGCAAGAGACAUUUGUGUCAUCAAAGUUCCUCCAGAAAUGAAAUAUACAGAUUACUUUGUGAUUGGUAGUGGCACUUCCACUCGACACUUACAUGCCAUGGCCUACUACAUUGUGAAAAUGUACAAACACCUGAAAUGUAAAAGUGAGCCUCACGUAAAGAUUGAAGGGCAGGACACUGAUGACUGGCUCUGUGUGGACUUCGGCUGUGCAGAAUUACAGUACUUCUGGAUUGUCUACCAGGCGAAACCUGAUAGCCCCACCUCUGGUUGUGUAGGUUAUCCACAAGCAGUGUUACAUACUGACGUUAUAUAGCAUGUGUCUGAUGCACUGAGAGAAGCGCAGCAUCACUUCUGCAGUGUUUUUGCUAGAUGGUGUCCACAAUUUACAUUUCUAGUAAGUUCUCAGGUAAUGCUGAUCUGGGGUUCACACUUUGAGAACCACUGCUCUAACUGUCACAGAUUUGUGACAUCAGAAGGAUGAAAGUAAAUGAACUGCUUCUUCACUUAUGAUUUUUAUCUGUCCU